Messenger RNA from Zerene cesonia (dogface butterfly), 1881 nucleotides. Its product is annotated as palmitoyltransferase ZDHHC6. Gene Ontology annotation, biological process: protein palmitoylation. Gene Ontology annotation, cellular component: Golgi apparatus. The record is from RefSeq and is a predicted model, not a curated record. Bases 169 to 1314 code for a protein of 381 amino acids. Gene Ontology annotation, molecular function: palmitoyltransferase activity; protein binding. NCBI's taxonomy places the organism in Eukaryota, Metazoa, Arthropoda, Insecta, Lepidoptera, Pieridae. The transcript is spliced from 8 exons.
UGAUUGCUGAGUGACGGCUGAUUAUUUAUUAAAAGUUCAUUAUAGCGAAGUUCAUAAAAUGAUUUUAUAUUGAAUAGUCAUAUAUUAUAAGUGAAACUAUUGCGUUAAAGUAGAGCAUAAUGAUAAGUAAUAACGCAUAGUUUAUAAAUUAAUAUUAGAUUGCUAUAAAUGAAGAAAAUAAUCAUGGUCUCUCCUUUUAGACGUUUGUUGCAUUGGGGUCCAAUUUCGGUUUUAGGUAUUAUUAAACUAAUAACAUGGGCAAUGGUUCAUCUGAUGAGCAUGUGGUGGCCCCCUCAUGUUUCACUAGGGGCCGCUCUCCACUCCCUCAUGUUCCUCAGCCUUGCUGCUCUUACUCUAUAUUAUUUCCUACAAGCUUUACUUGAAGGACCAGGUUAUGUGCCAAUAGGAUGGAAGCCUGAAAAUGAAGAGGAUGUGGAAUAUUUGCAGUACUGUGUUGUGUGUGAGGGUUACAAAGCACCGAGGUCACAUCACUGUAAAAAAUGUGGGAGGUGUGUAAAGAAAAUGGAUCAUCACUGCCCAUGGAUCAACUGUUGUGUGGGAUAUGCAAAUCAUGGCUAUUUCAUCACAUUCCUGAUAUUUGCUGUCUUUGGAUGCCUUCAUGCAUCUAUUGUGCUGAUAAUCUGCCUGUACCAUGCGAUCAACCGUGGCUGGUACAUGUACCAUGGCACGGGUGGCGAGCCUCUGAUCUUCCUUACGCUGACCACGCUUCUGCUGACGCUACUCGCCAUCGGGCUGGCGGUGGGCGUCGUGCUCGCGGUUGGCGCCCUGCUGUAUUUGCAGAUACGAGGUAUACUCCGCAACCGCACCACCAUAGAGGACUGGAUUGUCGAGAAAGCGGUGAGCCGCCGCGAAGAGCGUGGGUUGCCCCCCUUCGUGUUUCCCUACACGCACCGCUGGGCGGACAACUUGCGCUCGGCCUUCGCCCCCGCACUGGGCGACGGGCUCACUUGGCAAGUGGUGGAGGGCGCCGGGCCGUAUGAUCUUACUAUGGAGCAGAAAGCCCAAAAGGUAGACAAGCAGCUCCGCUCCCGGCUGUUCACGGCCAGCAGCGAGUACUCCGGGCGGUGGGUACCCAUCCUGUCGCGGCCGCGCGCCGCCUUCGCAGCACCCUGCACGGACGAGCCCAGACUUGCGCUAAAGCCUGGAGACCUUAUCAGAGCCACGAGGCAGAGAAGGCACUGGCUCUUUGGUGAGAAGCUGGUUGCAUUCGACGAUGCAAGCCGCGGGCCGCGGGGUUGGUUCCCGCGGGAUGCUGUGGUGCCAACCGAUCAGAUCAAGAGUAAGCCGGACUAGCAUUGUCCUCUCUGGGUUGCUAGAUGUGCUGUAUACAUGUGAUUCUUAAUUUUUUUUAAACAGCGCCAUCUAGUGGUAAGUUAUUGGUACUAUGUACCUUGUCAAAGUUUGUAAUUAAUAAAACAGAAAUCAAAUUAUUACACAGAUAUCAAAUAAUUUUUAGUUAAAUGUAUGAAACCUUAUGCUGUUCUAAUUAUAUGAGUUAAAUCAAUUUGGAAUUAAACAUUAUCUAUUCUUUUUAAUGUAAUCAUAUUAGUUUUGGUGUCAUUGAUAUAUUUUUCUUGAUUUUUGUUUUUAUACGAAAAACUACAGCGAAUUUGAUUAAAUAAAUGCAUUUUUCUAGUACUUUGUCAAUAAAAAUGUUGAAUUCACCAUACAAGUAAUUUCGAGACAUUAAGUGCUGUUUUAUAUUAUAAUUAAAAAUUUACGCAAGGGAGGGCUAUUUAUUGAUUUUAUUAUGUAAGUCACUGAAACACACUAUCAAACGUUUAAAAGUCAUUAUUAAAAUAAUAUUCCAAGUUAAGAAUACAUAGUGUUAUUGCAUUGUAUAGAAAACAUUUUAUUAAA